This is a messenger RNA of Neolamprologus brichardi, 4975 nucleotides long. It is a transcript of the gene vkorc1l1, whose product is annotated as vitamin K epoxide reductase complex, subunit 1L1. Lineage: Eukaryota; Metazoa; Chordata; Actinopteri; Cichliformes; Cichlidae. Gene Ontology annotation, biological process: vitamin K metabolic process; peptidyl-glutamic acid carboxylation. The record is from RefSeq and is a predicted model, not a curated record. Gene Ontology annotation, molecular function: vitamin-K-epoxide reductase (warfarin-sensitive) activity.
UUCCACGUCGCAGUAGAGUCUCACAGGCGAGCUGGCUGCGUGUGUAUGCGUGUCUCCAGCUAGGCCAGAGAGUGAUGGCGGCGCCCGUCCUGAGAGUGUCCACCCCUCGGUGGGAAAGAAUAGCCAGGCUUCUUGUUUGCCUGCUGGGCAUACUGUUGUCUUUAUAUGCUUUUCACGUCGAGAGGGAAAAGGCGCGGGAUGCGAGUUAUAAGGCUCUGUGCGACGUCAGCAGCUCUAUCAGCUGUUCAAAAGUGUUCAGCUCAAGGUGGGGUCGAGGAUUUGGACUCCUGGGCUCAAUUUUUGGAAAUGACAGUGCACUGAACCAACCCAACAGUGUCUAUGGGAUUGUCUUUUAUGCCUUUCAGCUGCUUCUAGGAAUGACUGUCAGUGCAAUGGCCGCCCUCAUUCUCAUGACGACAUCCAUCUUGUCGGUGGUUGGGUCCCUCUACCUGGGUUACAUCCUCUACUUUGUCCUAAAGGACUUCUGCAUCAUCUGCAUCACCACAUACGCGCUGAACUUCAUUCUCUUUAUUCUCAACUACAAGCGAUUGGUUUACUUGAAUGAGGCCUGGAAGCAGCAGCUACAGGCCAAGCAGGACUGAGCUGCCAAGAACGGCAAGAAAAACCCGAGAAACAAACAAACAGAGAAAAAAAAGAAAUGUGACCUCUGAACAUUUGACUUGCCACCAGGAGACCUUGCUUCCAAACAAUGUUUAUUCUGCUGUGUGUUCAAAAAAGAAAAAAAAAAUGAAGAAAUUUAACUUAAAUGUUGGGCCUGACAACUCAUAGUUGAUUGCAAACACGGAAGGAUUUGUAAGUGAAAGAUGAUUUUUCUUUUCUUUUUUCUCCAUUAAUUUCUUUUUCCUUGUUUUAACAUUUUAAACUCACUUAAGGAAGGGGCUGGCUCUGUGUGUGUGUGUGGGGGGGGGGGCAAGGUGUUUCUGCGCAGUGUACCAGGGGCACGGAGAAAAGUUGUUGUACCAUAGGCACGAGGAGUGUGUGUGUGUGAGUGAAAGUGCGCGUACAUGUGUAUGUGUGCAUGCUCGGAUUUGGGGGAGGUGAGGACACAACAACAACAACGCAAACAACCAGAGGCAGAGGACAGCUCUCAUUUGAACAACAAUUGGAAAGUGGAAGAAAAACACAGGACCUUUUUUAGGGUGCUUGAUUUGAAAUGGUUGGAAAGCUCCUAUUGCUGCACAGCUCAUCUGCACUAAAACUCGGAGCCGAAUAUUGGGUUCCAAAAUCAGAAGAAACACUCACUAGGUUAUCGUUUAGUUGCAGAUCAGGUUCUAUGAGAAGGGGGCAACAGUUUGUAUUAUUAUUUUUUUAUGUUUACACUUUUUAGUAUAUUUCUUUUUGAAGAGGACCACUAAAAUAAAACACGGCACAGUGUGAGAUGUAUUGUGUGUGUGUGUGUGUGUGCGUGUGUGUGUGUAGAUCAGUCAGAACGUUUGUUUUGCAAUUCUGUACAUAGCUGCUGAGCAAUAUUCCAGACUAGAUUGUGAUUUAGUGUCGACACAAACCUUUAAGGAAAAAUGAAAAAACUACCAACAAAGCAACAGAAAAUCUGGAUUAAAAAAAUUACAAAUAAGUGAUCAGGGUCUCAGUUUGGUGGGUCAGACUUCAGAUGCGUUCGGGAUGUCUUCUGUCCUGUCGUCCUGGUCGGGUGUGCAGUUCAGCUGUGUGUGAAUUUCUUUGUUGUACGUGGUUGUUUCAUCUGAAGCCACAGACACAAGUCUUUCAAAAUGGAACUGUGGGUUCUUUUUGCCAGGUUUGAGUAAAGGCACCCUCACUUUUUUUUUCUUUUUUUUUUUUGUUGUUGUUCUUGUGGAUAAAGCAUUCCUGACCACCACACGAGUGGAAACCCAUAAAGAAUUAUGUGCCUAAAGGAGUGUUACGGUAAAUUACCUUUCCUUUUUUGGGGGGGGGGAUGUCAUAUUAUUGCAUCAGAUUUUUUUCCUCAUUGUUUUAUUGUCACAGGUCCAAGGCUUUAUUUUUAUGAUCAUAAUUUUGUAAAUUAAGAUACCAGUAAAGUGUUUCUCUCUCCCUAAUAGGCUCAUAAAGGUAGCAAAGCCUGCUACACUGUGAUUGUUCAAGGGCAGGAGCGGCCUAGUGGCAGAAGCAACUCUUUAUUUUUCUGUUCCCGCUUCAUUAAUGUUCAUUGGGCUUUUGUAUACAUGUGAUAUCACUUGAACAGUAACAGUGAUCUUGCCAAGCUGAGUUACAGUUCAUUUGCAGGAUGUGAACAAAACUUGGAAAAUGCACUACUUUGUGAUUGGUGGGAGAUCUGUAAGAAAACCAAGCAGCGUGUUAACCACACGGGUGGUUAUUUGGGUUUUGUUCCAGUAGAAAAAGAUAACUUGAUCACUGUUGUUUGUUCUAAUCCACCAUUGGAAGGUCUAAGCAGACAUGGAGAAGGCAAGCGCAGCAUGUAGUGAAACGAGGGAGUAGAACCAUCAUCUCCCUUCCAUCCAGACUCCACUGUUAAAAGUAUCCUGUUUGUCACGUGCACGGUACACCGUCUCCUGGCUUUUAGCAUAUGUUGGCCAUCGGACAAUCUUGCACCCACUGUCAAAGAUCAGUAAGAGUCAUAAAAAGUGUAAUAAUGUGAUUCAUCUGUGGUCAUAAAGCAGCCUGUUAAUAGUUUCAUCCCUGAUCCUCUCCAUUCCUCUGUAGUAGAAUUCAGGGUCUCGUACAAAGCUGUUCCAUCGUUCUGAGGGUUUUCAAGUGUUGAUAGCAACUGUCAUAGUCACGAGUCAUUAUAGUGAUUUACUACUGGUGAUGUGAUAAAUCACAAAGUCAUUGGUUGUGUAUGAAAAUGGAAAUUCAGGUGAUCCCUUUUUCUUCUUUUUUUUUUUUUUUUGGUGAAAUAAUUUCUGUUCUUGCAUGUUGGGACUCAUUUACUACGCCUCUGUUUUCCAAGGUACACUUUAUAAUAAUUUCUUAUAGUUUUUCCUGCAUUCCAGGCAGACAUUUGUUUCUUUGUGAAAUGAUGAUCCUUUAAUCCUUUACAGUCAUGUUGAGAUUUGUUUUUUUGGGUAUGUCCAGUGUGGGCCUACUAGCUUAAAAUGGACCUGUGAUGCUAACACUGUUACAGUGGUGGAUGCUUGUAUUAAACGUGGCCAAAGUUUUAAAUAAUGAGGUCAAUGUACAAGUAAUCUCUGUGAGACAAAAGCUCAGGUUUCAGACUGCUCUAAAGAGCCGGUGUUGGGUCAUUUUCCCACUCUUGACUCUUUAUGGUAUGAAUGAGAGUGGCAUUCUCUAAUGUGGCCGUCUCAGUCUGAUGGUCCAGACGAUGAACGCAGAAGAUCCACACACUUGGUUCAAACUUUCUGUUCAUGAGGGCAGAGGGAUCCUGAACAUAUGGAUGAACUAAGGGGCUAAGAUAAAUGAGGAUUAUUUUGAACUAUAAGUCACACAAAGCUACUCUAAUGGAGUCAAAGAGAAGAGCAUAUGGGGCCACUUUAAUAUAGACUUCACUUUGAUUCUGAUGGUAUCUGAUGAUGCUCUUAAAGUUUUUAAAGCAAGAUUCAAAAUGAAUCAAUUACUCAGAACCCAAAUCACCUCUAGCCACUUGGGUAAUGCUAAUAGUGGAAUUUUAGGUUUCCCUUAUGCCAGUAUGAAAACUGGUGAAAAUUGAAUUUCCAUGCUGCAUAAAACAGAAUGGAGAUGAGUGGCUGCCUGGAAUAGGAGACCUCAUUCAAAUAUUGGUUUGCUUUGAAAAAUGGUUGCCAGUUAUGUAAAUGUGAUUGGUGGUAAAAUAGCAAAAAAAAAAAGAAAGGAAGAAGAAGCGAAUACCAUUUAAGUCCUUUAAAUGUUAGUGUUUCAUCAUAGUACAUCUUCGGUAAGAACUUCCUUAUCUACAGUAUUUCCUGGCUUAUGCCAGGUUGUUUUUCAUUUCAGCACUGGACGAGGUUACCAACCACACUCUUUUAUCCUUUUUCUGCACGCUCAUAAGUUUUGUGCAAGUGAAUCCACAGAAGUCUUUUUUUUUUUUUUUUUAUUUAAAUAACUGACAGAUUACUAGUUAAAAAGUAUGGCUCCUGUGAGUACUGAUAUAGAACUGAGAAGCGUACAAUAUCUAAGAUUCCAGUCAUGAAAGCCCAUUACACCAUUUGUGUAAAGUUACUUUAAAACUACAAGAAAGAAAUUUGAUGGAUGUUUAUUCAAAAGUUUGGGAAAUCUUCGCCAGGUAAAAGGAUCACCAUUUCCUUGAUGAUGUAACUCUAAAAUCAAGGUCAAGGCAUAAUCUUUGCUACAUUCUCACGAAUCUUCAUUUAGGCCCUGAGGUAAAACUGCCAUGUUAGUUGCAUCACCAAUGCCAACGAAAGUGCCUUCUGUUUGAUCACUAGGCCUUGAGCCAAAGACAAGCAACAGUAAAUAGCCUUGUAAAAUGAAGAACUGCAACAGGCACUUGUGCUUGCCUUCCUUAGGAUGUAAUUUGCUUAAUUGGUAAUUCCUAAAGACUUGAUACCUGGUAUCAGUACGAAACUAUUCAGAAAUGGCCCUUCCUUUUUUCCUUACUCCACUAUGUAAUUAUCUUUAUCUUGCUUAGUUAGGAGAUGUUUGUUAGCUGAAAACACACUGUUCCAAUGAUAAGAUUGUAAUGUUUUUUCAGAAUUAAUUAUGCCCUUUAGCUGUAUAGACUGUUAACAUUCUGGGUUGUUUUAGUAAAAAAAAAUGUUGGGGGGUUGGAGGGCUAGGAUAUCCACGUGUCAGCAUAAAAAGUUUAUUAAAUUUCUUUGUGGAGGAAAUCUUACUGGGUUUGCUUCUGUAUUGCCAAAUAUGUUUUAAAAUGCUGUAUUUUCUUACAUGGAAAAGUGUUACAUGAAUGGUAGGAAGGUGCAAAAAAUAACCUGUUUAAAUCCAGCUUACCUUAAGGGAAAACUGUGGAAAAAGGUUGACGUGAGAACAUUUUUAAUUGUGUCAUUGUCAUGUGGAAAUGAUCUACCAUUAAAACAUUCCCUCUGAA